Messenger RNA from Camellia sinensis, 765 nucleotides. Lineage: Eukaryota; Viridiplantae; Streptophyta; Magnoliopsida; Ericales; Theaceae. The record is from RefSeq and is a predicted model, not a curated record.
AUGGAGGUUGUUAACUUGGGGACGGAAAACACUCAAAACGACAAUGCUCUUAUCUCCCAAAUAAGGCCUAUUCAAAUGGGCAACAGAGUUAACAACAAUUCAUUGAUGCGUCAAUUGAAUGGGCCUGUGAGAGAGGUUGUUAACUUGGAUAGGCAAAACAAUCAAAACAACAAUGCUCUUAUCUCUCAAAAAAGGCAUAUUCAAAUGGGAAACAGAAUUAACAACAAUUCAUCGAUGAGUCAAUUGAAUGGGCCUAUAAGAGAGGUUAUUAACUUGCACAAGCAAAACAGUCAAAACAACAAUGUUCUUAUCUCUCAAACAAGGCCUAUUCAAGUGGGAAACAAUGUUAACAACAAUUCGACAAUCUCAUUGAUGAGUCAAUUGAAUGGGCCUAUGAGAGAGGUGGUUAACUUAGAGAGGCAAAAUAAUCAAGACAACAAUGCUCUGAUCUCCCAAACAAGGCCUGUUCAUAGUAUUAACAGAGUCAACAACAAUUUGCCAAUCCCACUGAGGGGUCAAUUGAAUGGGCCUAUGAGAGAGAUGGGUAACUUGGAGAGGGGAAACAAUCAUCAAGGCAACAAUCAACACAACAAUAUAUUUAUCUUCCAAACAAGGCCUAUUCAAGUGGGAAGCAGAGUGAACAAUGCAACAAUCCAAUUGAUGGGUCAAGUGAUUGAGCCUAUGAGAGAGGUGGUUAACUUGGAGAGGGAAAACAAUCAGCACAACAAUGGUGAGAAUGAGUUAGAUUUAACUCCAAGGUUAUAA